This is a messenger RNA of Lathyrus oleraceus (garden pea), 1271 nucleotides long. RefSeq names its product ADP-ribosylation factor 1. NCBI's taxonomy places the organism in Eukaryota, Viridiplantae, Streptophyta, Magnoliopsida, Fabales, Fabaceae. The record is from RefSeq and is a predicted model, not a curated record. The transcript has 8 exons. Gene Ontology annotation, molecular function: GTP binding; GTPase activity. The coding region runs from base 355 to 903 and encodes 182 amino acids.
GAAGUAAAAAUGGAUGCCAUAUCCCAAAAACUGAAAGGUGAGGGAAUCGAAAUCAUCACCAUCUACAUCAUUUUCACCAUCGAUAUUCCCUCUUCCAUUUUCGAUUCGUUUCUUCUAUCUGAAAACCUCACGAAACCUAACAAUUCCUUCCCCAAAUCUCACAUUCUUCCAUCGUAAACACAGAUCAGAUUCAACUUGCAUGCAUUUCCUCUCCUCAGAUUCAGAGUAUAUACUCCGAGAUCUGAUCCGAUUUCAAAUUUCCGAUUAAGCGAAUUCUCGGUAAGAAUCGUUUUCACCUGAUUCAUGUUCUAACCAUAACCGUGUACCGCGAUUUUCCCUCGGCCGAAUCGGAAGAUGGGAUUGGUGUUUACCAGAUUGUUUUCGUCUGUUUUCGGUAACAAGGAAGCUCGAAUUCUCGUUCUCGGCCUCGAUAAUGCCGGAAAAACUACUAUUCUCUAUCGGCUUCAGAUGGGGGAAGUUGUCUCUACCAUUCCAACCAUCGGGUUUAAUGUUGAAACUGUGCAGUAUAACAACAUCAAAUUUCAAGUCUGGGAUUUAGGUGGGCAAACAAGUAUCAGGCCUUAUUGGAGGUGUUACUUUCCUAAUACUCAAGCAAUAAUCUAUGUUGUGGAUUCAAGUGACACCGAUAGGCUUGUGAUAGCUAGGGAGGAGUUCCAUGCUAUUCUAGAGGAAGAAGAACUAAAAGGUGCAGUUGUUCUCAUUUUUGCAAACAAACAGGACCUUCCUGGUGCUCUUGAUGAUGCUGCUGUGACGGAGUCUCUCGAGUUACACAAGAUUAAAAAUCGCCAAUGGUCUAUUUUUAAAACUUCUGCCAUCAAAGGCGAAGGACUUUUUGAGGGCCUUGACUGGUUGAGCAAUACACUCAAAUCUGGAGGUAGCUGAAGAUGCAAACUUCAAUGAGAUAGAUAUUUAAGAAUGGUUGGUGAGUUCAGAAGGAAGUUCGGCAUGCAUAUUUUGGUAUCACUUUCACUAUGACGAUAUAAUGAUUAUUGUUAUCCAGGCUCACUAUUUUAUUCCGUUUUUUGUGUUCAAAGAUUAACUAUAUGAAUGUUGGUCAACGAUUGUUAUUAUCCUUUUGUCGCUCCCGUUUAUAUUUUUAUUUUGUAAGAUCAUUUCUUGACCCCUUCGUAUAGAGUAGUUUUUCUAAAGAAAAAUUUGUCUUAAAUUUGUGUAAUUGAGCUACAUGGGGUUUAUAUGUGAGAUAUUUGCUCAUAGUAACCAGUUUAAUUAUGACAAUGGUGGUUGAUGAA